GGGGUGCUAAACAUGGGUGCGAAGAAGAAUGAGCAGGCAUGCAGCGCUUGUCCAAUGUCCUGCUCUCAAACAUAUAUAUUCGACUGAGGUUCUAGAGGGGACCUGGGACCCUGUCAUCUUAACUGGCUGUCGAUGAACAAGGCGAGGAAAUUCAAGUGCUUCAUCGAAUUAAAGCUUGACUUCGGCAACGGGCAACAUAACCGCAUAUCUCGUCUCCAGAAUCUGCCACUCAAUCACUUACACCAUACUCUCAUAAGCCAAUUCGCCUCAUUCCAUAUUUUCCUUCUCUUUCUUUGCUAGUCUAUCGGCUUAGCCACACACCCAUCUAUCUAUUUCUUCAACAUCACACAUUUUCCCUCACUUUGAACCAAUAAAGAUAUCCCUCUAGCCUUUGCCCUAUAGGCAAUCUUGAAACCCAUAACGAUACUUUACCUUUUCAGCUCGGCAUUAAUCAGAACCCUUCCAUAUCAUCCUAGAUUCCGGAAGUGUACCAGAAAUUUGCCGUUGAGGUGGAAAGUAGCCAUAGAGAUUAUCAAGAUCUCUCGAACUUGGGGAAGAGCGACACAAUUUUAGCCCGGGCUUGCAACUGCCUCGUCGGAACUCUCUACAUCCAUCACUGCCAUCAAUACCACCACUUCACGGACUUCUUCCUCGAAAGAGUAUUCUUGUACCCUAUAUACAAAGAUAAAUUCUAAUUAGAGUUCGUCACUUGUAUUUUGUUUGUUCUUAUACAAACAGACUUAGAUGAAAUACAUCGCUUCAACACAUUUUCCCCUGCUCGACAACGAGAACUUUGAUGUAUCAUUUGCGUCACAGUCUCAUAGCCUCAUAUAAAGUCUUCAUAUCACCUCAUUCUACAAACAGUAAGGUAUAGUACUUACUUGAGAAAGAGCUCAAAGACGUUACUCAGUUCAACCACUCGAUCACUUUGGUUGGUCCGAGAGCAUUAGAAAGGAAAGCCCUUUUGUCCCUGCAUUUCUUAUCCGCGCCAUCAUUUUGUCCAAGUCGAGUACCGAGUAUCGCUGCUCGUGAAGCACCAAUCAGAACUGCUUAAGAUCUUACUCACCCGGUCCUUUACAUCAGUCGCAUAUUGUCAGUUUUCGUUUCUUCAAUACACGCCCGUUGAAUCUUGACUUUGUAUAUCUACGAGUCCACCUGAAUCAAAGUCUCGACGGUCUUGGAUUGCUUUACAUUCACGGCAUUGAUACCUUCGCCAAGAGUGCCUCAAUUACCAUAGUCAUCAUCAAAGUGGAGAAUUCUGUCCAUUGGUUUUCGCAUCUGAUAUUUCAAGGAUCUCCUCGAUAUCAAGUUCAAUCUCAAAACAACGAGAUACCAAGCCCAGAACCUCCACAGUUUCUUGAACAUCAGAGGCGGUUCUCUCUCGUUCCUUGCCAACGUUUCUUCGCGUCUACAUACACAUCUUGACAGACAGUACAGUCCUCUGGCAUACAUCAUAAAAUCGAAAGGAAGAGACACUGUAGCUGCAGACUGUCCUGGACGGCACUAUCUCGAAGGGACCUCGGCGACGUCGAAGAUUAUCCAGGCCUAUAACCACCAAUAGGGUUAUACAUCAUUUUGAACGCUAUCAAGAAUCCAGGACACAUGCUUCCUGAUCUUCUCUCAUCCAACGCCAGUACUUUCUGGUCGUCCUUGAUUCUACCUACACCCUUACACCCACUCUCAAAAAUCGAUUACGCUCACCUUCAUCGCGGCCACGAGACGCCAUACAUCAACAAGAUCAAGGAAUCCCAUCUUCUUACCCAUCAAUACCAAGCUCCUUCACAGUUGUUUGUUUCCGAGUUGGUAAUCAGGAGUCAAAAUCAAACUCGGACUCGGACUCGGACUCAUUAACGCCAGCCAAACUUACCUGUAUCGCAAGUACAACUUCCCGGUAAAUAACGAGACUUCGGAUAUAGAAGAGCAUCUUGCCUACCUCCUAUCUCCUCUAUCCCUGAACCCAUUUCUUGUUAUUUUUCAGUCACACAAUACUCGAACUAUCGAUUUUAUACACCUGUAGCGCAAGCACAGCUUAAGAGUAUACGAUCGAAUCGGUGAAUACAAAGAUCUCGAAAAUAGACAAAGUAAUUUAUAAUAAUAAGUAUGAAUUCUCAACCAUCGCACGACUUCGCGCAGGCUCAAUCUCUCCAGAUUCCUGGAUUACAAAGCCAAGACUGCAAACUCAUCAUCAGACAACAGCCUCGCUAUGCGAGAGUCAACAUGGGCAAAGAGAAAGACCGUCGAGCAGUCGACCCUCCGCCCGUUGUUCAGCUUUUGAUAUCUCACGCGGUCGAUCCCAGUGAGCGUUACAUUAUAAACCCACAUUUCUUUAUGAAGAGUAGCCUUACGCCAGUCACAGAUAUGCAAGCUGGGACAUCCCAUGGAGCUUUGCUAGCAGGCACCACUGUUUCAUCUUGUCAUCGCCUCAAGGAUCCGGAAACUGACGAAUGGGGCGCGUAUUUUGUAUUUGGCGAUUUGUCGGCCAAGAUAGAAGGUACCUAUAUAUUGGAGUUCAAUCUUUUCGAGAGCCGCGAAGAUGAAGUGAUUUGGAUGGGAUGCAUAUCGUCUGAUCAAUUUAAUGUAUAUUCAUCGAAAGCGUUUCCUGGAAUGAUGGAAUCCACCACUAUGACCAAAAAGUUCCAGGAACAGGGGCUCAAAUUGAGGGUUCGUAAGGAGCCUCGGUCGUUGCUCAGAAAGCGCGGUCCUGCAUUUGAUGAUUACGAGCCCAAGAAGUAUCGUGCUCGGAUUCAAGAUCCGGACGAAGAUUCAGGUUCUCCCGAGGCAAGUAAAUACAGCGAACAACAACAAGCUCCCCAUCAGACUACACGCAUGCAGAAUAGAUACUCCGUCUAUUCUCAGGAAUCUUCGUCGCCGGAAGAGCGCCGAUUAAAGCGUGUAAGGACUAAUACCCUUUCAAGCCAAUCGCAAAGCCCAAAUUUCAAUCAACAAGCUUCUGCAGAUUCACUUCAAUGGCAUAGAGGGUACGCUAAUUUACAGCAGCAGCAGCAGCAGCAGCAGCAACAACAACAACAACCUUCUUUUGCUGGCCAUCAUGUUCCAAGCCAACACCCUUUGCAGAGUUACAACGACUAUAACUCUUCAAAUUAUGCACAUUCUCCCCAGGAAAUGACUACGCCGGUUCGAGAUCAGUUCUUUUCGAAUCAACUCUCGAAUACCCACAUCCAUGACUCGCCUCAGCCUAGAUCUUUACAGUUCGAUAUGGGUAAUCAGCGCCCAUCUCCCACAUACUAUCAUGCGCAUUCGCAAGGGCCACUGCAUUCAACCGUUCCUAUAUUGUCAGAGCCCAAUCCCUUGAAUCACAGACAGGCAACCGCCAACUAUCAAGCCAUGGGAUACCCACCAAGAACACAUAUCUCACACGGCAGUCUUACCGGAAUGCUACCGCCAUCAAAUAUCGGGAGGAAUCCUAUUCCAUCUGGAUUUCCCGGAUAUCGGAGAGACACUGCAUAUGAAACACUGCCAGGAGAAAGUCUUAGCAUAGGGCAAUAUCCAGAGCAGGGCCAUUUCGGCGUGCCUCUUAGAGAUCCUUACGAAAGUCGACCCCCCGCACAUAUUGUGACCACAUCGCAACCAGAAUAUUAUCAAUAAGGUCACAAAGAAUUAACAUUUAUCGGGCGAAACAUGCGUUGUAUCGACCUUCAUCUAAAAGGACAUGUCAUCCGUAACAAAAUACCCAUUUCAUUUAUCCGUUUCCUUGCAUAACACCAUGCUCAGUUUUUUUUUUUUUUCUUCACCAUUUGCGGCCGUAUGGCCUUCCUGGGUUUCAUUUGUUUGUUCCUCGGGUAGGGACUGGCUAUAUAGGCGGAUCUUGAAGCCUCUCUUUUUCUUGCGUCAUUUUCUGGUUCGGGGCUGGGUGCAUAUAGCAGGGUCUGGUAUGGAGAUACCGGGCAGCUUCGAGGCGGCGCUGGGCAUGCCUAAAACUCGCACAUACUCAUCUGAAUAGCGUUCUCUUCAUAUUUCCUUUUUGUCGAUUACACUCCCGUCAUCAUCAUUUCUUUACAAGCGUCUUCUUUUUCUUCAAUCGCAGGUUCGCGAAUUGUUUCUUCGGGCCGGUAUACCCAGGGUGAUCUUGGUACUCACGCGAAGGGCCGUGAUAAAAAAAAUUGGAAAUAGGGCUUCGGUCAAUUGGGCAUUGGGAAUUGGGCAUUGGGAAGAGCUGGGUAAGGCAGCAAUAGGAAGGGAUUUGGGUGGAUGGAAAUUGUAUUAUAGGAUGGGCGGGUUGGCGAAAAAUCGAAGAAGGAUGCAUCAGUUGCAACGACGGCGGCGGAAAUUUCAUAUCGGAUGCUGCAAUUACAAUAAUUGACAGCUGGAAAGAUUGGCUGGGAUUGGGAGGCUUGGGGCAAAGCAAGGAAUGGGAAGGAAAGGGAAGGGAAAGGAAAAAAGAUGCCGGCGAGCUUGGGGGCGAAAGGGUGCACAUAUAUAGUAAUAAUUGGGAGGCUCAAUGUAGCAUAGCAUACCACCCACGUAUAGUAUAGUAUUCCGCAAAGUUGGAUUACAUUUAUUCACAUGUAAAUACGUAAAUACAAGGAAUCGCGCACGGGAAUGCGUCCA
This is a messenger RNA of Botrytis cinerea B05.10, 4569 nucleotides long. RefSeq names its product Bcvel3 (gene Bcvel3). The record is from RefSeq and is a predicted model, not a curated record. The transcript has 4 exons. The coding region runs from base 2101 to 3606 and encodes 501 amino acids. NCBI's taxonomy places the organism in Eukaryota, Fungi, Ascomycota, Leotiomycetes, Helotiales, Sclerotiniaceae.